This is a messenger RNA of Aureococcus anophagefferens, 396 nucleotides long. RefSeq lists its product as hypothetical. Lineage: Eukaryota; Pelagophyceae; Pelagomonadales; Pelagomonadaceae. The record is from RefSeq and is a predicted model, not a curated record. Gene Ontology annotation, molecular function: tRNA dihydrouridine synthase activity; flavin adenine dinucleotide binding. Gene Ontology annotation, biological process: tRNA processing. The transcript has a single exon. The annotation marks the transcript as partial.
AUGGCCGCGUCCUCAGCCCGCGCCGCGUCGCCGAAAUGGUGGACGAACAUCGGCGCGCCGAAAUUCGUCGCCGCGCCCAUGGUGGACCAGAGCGGCCUGGCGUUUCGCCUGCUCGCGAGAAAGUACGGCGCCGAGCUCGCCUUCACGCCCAUGAUCCACGCGGGCGUGUCGCAGUGCCCGCAAAGAGGCCGCGGCUACCUCGCGCGCCACUUCCAGACGGGCGACGGCGACUGGCCGCUCGUGGCGCAGUUCGCGGGCGCGGACGAGGACGAGGUCUCGCGGUCCGUGGCGCGCGUGCUCGAGCGCGACCCGACGAACAACGUCGUCGCGCUCGACCUGAACCUGGGCUGCCCGCAGCAGAUCGCGCGCAAGGGCCGCUACGGGGCGUUUUUGCUC